AUGACGUCUUGUGUCGCAAAUUACCUUUAUCUAGACGGAACAAUUGUGAAGGAGCGUGUGAUUGGCGUUGGCGGGGUCGGCAUUGUCGUCAUUCGAGAUGGAUAUGCGUUCAAGAUCCCUCGGAUCUCCAAGAUCGUUGAGAUCGAUGGAGUGCCUUUUGAGGAUGGAAUACUCACCGACCUAGAAGGCGGGCAUACCGAGUGUGCUGCUGCCAUCAGGACAUUCAAACGUGAAAAAGCAAUUUAUACAGGCAUCAUUCGUUGUCACAACACCUUCUCAGACGAACCAUCCAUCCAAAUGCCACUAAUGGAUGGUGACCUUCUCCAUUUUUUAGCCGACAAUCGACCAGAUAAAGCCACACAACUGUCCUGGUUGACUCAGUUAGCGCAUACGAUGGCCUACAUUCAUUCUCGGCGAGUUAUUGUUGCCGACUUUCGCCUCGACAAUGUUGUUGUUGACCACGAAAUGAGAAUUAAACUGCUUGACUUUUCCGAGUCGACGCUGAUGCCGCUAGAUUGGGAUUUGGAAGGCUGCGAUGAUGCCGGCUUCUCUAUCUACAGCGAUAUCGGACAAUUUGGGGCAGUAAUGUUUGAGAUCAUCACCGGCCAACGUUGCAGUUUUGACAUCUACCAAGAGUGGGAGGAGGUGGGAGACCCUACCACUUGGCCGCGACGAGAAACACUUCCGUCAACCGACGGUCUAUGGCUAGGGUCGAUCAUCGAGUAA
Messenger RNA from Exophiala mesophila, 726 nucleotides. RefSeq lists its product as uncharacterized. Gene Ontology annotation, biological process: protein phosphorylation. Bases 1 to 726 code for a protein of 241 amino acids. Gene Ontology annotation, molecular function: protein kinase activity; ATP binding. Lineage: Eukaryota; Fungi; Ascomycota; Eurotiomycetes; Chaetothyriales; Herpotrichiellaceae. The record is from RefSeq and is a predicted model, not a curated record. The transcript has a single exon.